This is a messenger RNA of Syzygium oleosum, 1866 nucleotides long. Its product is annotated as protein SUPPRESSOR OF npr1-1, CONSTITUTIVE 1-like. Gene Ontology annotation, molecular function: protein binding. The transcript has 6 exons. NCBI's taxonomy places the organism in Eukaryota, Viridiplantae, Streptophyta, Magnoliopsida, Myrtales, Myrtaceae. The coding region runs from base 1 to 1866 and encodes 621 amino acids. The record is from RefSeq and is a predicted model, not a curated record.
AUGGCAACCGAGCUCAAAGUUCUCAACCUCAGGAAUUGUCGAUCUUUGAGAAGAAUUCCCGACUUGUCUACUUUCGAAAGCUUGGAGAUUUUAAUUCUUGCAUACUGUUCGAAUCUGGAAGAGAUUCAUCCUUCUAUUGGGGACAUCAAGACCCUUGUUUCCUUGGAUGCCUCUUAUUGUACAAUACUCAAAGCGCUACCGGCAGGAAUAGAAAUUGAAGAAUUACCUGAAUCCAUUGGUUCCAUGAAAGAGCUCAAGACUUUAAAUGCCAAAGGAUGUAGACUGUUAGCCCGCAUACCCAGCUCCAUAGGCGAGCUAGCAUCUCUACAAAGCUUGUCCUUACGUCGCUGCUCCUCAUUGACAGAGAUCCCAGACUCGAUUGGAAAAUUGGCAUCAUUGACUGAACUGAACUUAGGAUACACAUCAAUUACGAAAUUACCUAAAAGCAUUGGGAAUAUGCCAAAUUUGAGGAUCUUGAAAAUUAUUGGAACUCACGUAACGGAAUUGCCUGAUGCCAUCGGGAAGUUGGCAAAACUCCAAAGGUUGGGAGCUAGAGAAUGCCGAAAACUAGAACGACUACCUAGUAAUAUAUGCGAAUUGGUUUCGCUAGAGGAGCUUUCUUUAGACUUUUCAGGCAUUUCAAACAUGCCAGAAAGCAUUUCUAAGCUCUCUUCUCUCAAAAAGCUCAGUGUUGCAUGUUGUGAAAAGCUUCGAGAAAUACCAGAACUGCCCUCUGGCUUAAAAGAUCUAGCUAUCACCUGUCAGAGGCCGCCGUUGCCCAAUCUUUCCCAGCUAUCCCGUCUCAAGAUACUCACUCUUUGUAAUUGCCCUUGGCUUGAACGUGUCCCAGAGCUUCCUGUUGGACUAUUGCAGCUAAAUAUUACAGAUUGUGGAAAAUUGAAAGCGUUCACGAAUGUGUCAAACUUGAAGCACUUACCAUAUUUGGAACUCCACAAUUGCUUUGAUCUCGCAGAAGUCACCGGCUUGGAAGGUUCACAUUGCCUAUCCAACUUACCCGCAGGGCAAUGCCCUAAGAUAUCUCAGGUUGAUGGGAUUGAAGAUUCUUCGACGUUGAUGAGCCCAAAGGCAUCUCAACUCGAUGGAUCGCUAGAUCUUUCCGAUUCAAAGAUUCUGCAGAGAAUGGACGCCGGAGCAAGUUGCGCGAAUUCAGUUGAAAUCCAAGACCUUGAUGGAUCAAAAUCCUCUCAAGUGUCGGAUAUCCUUAAGUGCACGUCCGCCGGACAAUUGCAAGACUUUUCCAGUUUUAAAUACCUGAGUAGCCUUUCUGUUUAUGGUUGCAAUAGUGUAACUGAAAUUCAAGGCCCCGAUGGAUCAGAAUCCUUGACAUAUUUGAUGCUUGUGCUGUUUGCAAGUUUUCAAUUGGCUGGGAUCCUCUUCAUAGAGAUACCCGCUGUGAUAGCAAUGGUGCAGCAGGCUAUGCAAUAUGUUGACCAGACAACUAAUCUUGAGACCAAGAUAGAGCUUAUGAAGACACUUAACUCUGUCGGCGUUGGUUCAUUUGUGCUUAGAUCGCCAGGAUUAUGUCUGUUCACAUAUCCUUUCCAGGAAGAUCAGGUCCCUGAGUGUUUGAUGCAGAUCCUUCCAAAGAGAAGAAAAGGCCUAAAGAAGGAAGCUGAGACGCAUCUCUCCUUAAUGGUUGUUUCCAAAUCCCUGAUGGCUAAGAUAGACCGACCAAUGGGAAUUGUCAGUUUCCAAAUGACAAAGGACAGCAAUGAGAUUUUGAACUCAGGGGCGACAAAUUUGGGAAAGCUGCUUGACCUUGUCGAGAAAAGUUGCCACCAAAUCCCCAAGGAAACCGUGGUUCAUAAGGAUGCUUUGAGGGCUCGAAGAUGUUUAGUUGAAUGA